UCUUUUCUGUUGUGUUUAUAACCUCUAAGAGCAUGAAAACCUCUUUUUUCCGAUUGCAGAAUACGAGUAUAAAUACAUUUUUACUGAAAUUUCUAUACUUGAACUUAGACAAUCAUGAGGAAGAACAUGAACACUCGUAUCAGUGGAACAAACGUGAUUUUGGUACCGUAUCAAGAGAAGCACGUUGCAAAGUAUCACGAAUGGAUGAAAAAUCCCACACUGCAAUAUUUAACGAGUUCCGAGCCGUUAACACUAGAGGAAGAGUUUGCGAUGCAGAAGCGAUGGUUGGAGGACGAAGAUAAAUGCACUUUUAUUAUCCUAGAUAAACACGUUUACUCAUUAACCAGGAGUGAAGUAGAUGCCAUGGUGGGAGAUACAAAUUUGUUUCUCCACGAGUCACAGGGAUUGUGCGUCGCCGAGGUAGAGAUUAUGAUAGCCGAUGAGGCUAGUCGAGGCAAAAGGAGAGGCUGGGAAUCUAUUAUUCUAAUGUUACUUUAUGGCGCCGAAACACUGAACGUUAAUAAAUUCUGUGCUAAAAUCAAAUUGGACAAUGUAGUAAGCAUAGGAAUGUUUGAAAAACUUGGUUUCCAAGAGCCGAUACAGCCGAUUACCAUAGACCCCGAAGUUUCUUCUAACGGUAAGGGUCCGAUAUUAAUCAAAGUACAAAAACUGUGUGAGAUGUUAGAUCUGGUGGAUAAAAAUGCUAAUUCAACUUACAACUGGCCGCAAUUAAAAAGAUACGCAAUUUUCGGUUGUUUCUUGGCCGGACCAAUAUUACACGGAUGGUACAAAUGGCUCGAUACGUUUUACAGUGGAAAGUCCAUGAAGAUUGUGGUGAAGAAACUCAUCGUGGACCAAUUUAUCUUGACACCACCGUUACUUAUCUUAUUUUUUAUCAGUAUGAGUUUAAUGGAAGCUAAGUCGGAUCUCCUUCGAGAAUGUAAAAUUAAGUUCGUGCACACUUUUCAGACUUCGUGCGGAUAUUGGUUGCCGGUGCAAUUUAUGAAUUUUCUAUUAAUCCCGCCGUCUUUUCGAGUGACAUACGUCAGUAUUGCUUCUUUCUGCUGGAUCAACAUUCUAUGUUACUUGAAAAAUGUACCAGUUUCUGAACACGAGCAGAAAGUAAAAUACUGAGAUUUUUCCAUAUAAGUAUAUCUAUACAUAUACGUGAACGAUCAAGUCCUAAAAAGAUAUUUCCCCGAUUUUUACUUGAUAAUAUUUUGUUUCUACUAUCAUUGAAACAUUUUCUCAGAAAUGUCAAUAUUUAAUUCACAAAUAAUUUAAUAUUUAAUAUGUAUAGACGAUUCAUUCGCCCCCAUUUAUUUUUAUUUGUGGCUUUAUAGGAAAAGAAUAGGACAGAAAAAAAUCCACUUAUAAAGAAAUAAUAAUAAUAAGAGGAGUGAUAGGCCCUCAGAAUUUAUUUUAUAUGUACAGUUGUGUGUAUCGUUAUCACUUGUGACCUUAUGAUAAUAGUGUAAAUAAAUCAGCUAAGUAAAUAAAAAAAGGGCAAAG
Molecule: messenger RNA, 1512 nt
Organism: Monomorium pharaonis (pharaoh ant)
Lineage: Eukaryota; Metazoa; Arthropoda; Insecta; Hymenoptera; Formicidae
Exons: 9
Coding region: 115-1134 (339 amino acids)
Biological process (GO): protein acetylation
Cellular component (GO): membrane
Molecular function (GO): N-acetyltransferase activity
Source: RefSeq, a predicted model, not a curated record